Messenger RNA from Lycium ferocissimum, 1069 nucleotides. RefSeq names its product DEAD-box ATP-dependent RNA helicase 18-like. The transcript is spliced from 3 exons. Gene Ontology annotation, cellular component: nucleolus. Gene Ontology annotation, molecular function: ATP binding; nucleic acid binding; RNA helicase activity. NCBI's taxonomy places the organism in Eukaryota, Viridiplantae, Streptophyta, Magnoliopsida, Solanales, Solanaceae. Bases 428 to 1000 code for a protein of 190 amino acids. The record is from RefSeq and is a predicted model, not a curated record.
GUCAGCCACUCAUGUCACAAACACAAGUGGAGUUAGAUUAGGAGGAGAUGAAAACCCAGCAAUCCCAACCAAAUACAUGUAUAUUUGUAGAGAGAGAAACAAAAGAAAUACUACUGUAGGCUUCAACCCAGCAAAAAUAAUCACCAUUCUCUCUCUUCCUCCAUAGCCUUACUCCCCGUGAAGAAGAGAAAUACCUAAUUUGAGCUGUGUAGUUGUUCAACUAAUCGAUCAAUAUUUCUUCGAGCUUCCUUCUGUGACAGCUUUUGAAGCUUUUUCGGUUGUGUGGUACAUGGAAAUAAACGUAUUUUCCAUGGAUUAUGAUGAAAUAGCUUUCUGCUUAUUUUCAUGGAUAAAUCUUUUGACCGAGAGCCCCCAUUAGACCAAAAAGAAACAAGACUGCUGUAACUAGUGCUGCGGCUGCUUGGGCAUGGCGUUAACGAGUAGUCGUUUCUCGGACCUGGAACCACCACUCUCUGCUCCUGUUUUGGAAGCCUUAACCAAUUCGGGCUUCGAGUUCUGUACUCCUGUUCAGGCCGCCACUAUACCAUUACUGUGCAGCUACAAGGAUGUGACAGUCGACGCCGCCACUGGGUCUGGUAAAACCCUAGCAUUCGUCUUACCUCUCGUUGAGAUCCUCCAUCGCUCUUUGUCCGCCUCUAAUCCUAAACCUCACAAGGUAAUGGGUAUAAUUAUAUCACCCACCAGGGAGUUGUCAUCACAAAUAUUUCAUGUUGCUCAACCAUUUAUUUCGACAUUAUCAAAUGUUAGGCCUAUGCUUCUUGUUGGGGGACUAGAAGUAAAGGCAAAUAUCAGAAAGAUAGAGGAGGAAGGAGCAAAUUUGUUGAUCGGGACACCUAGAAGGCUAUAUGACAUAAUGGAGUGCAUGGAUAUACUGGACUUUUGGUAUCUUGAGGUUUCUACUUUCACAUGCCUCUUUAGCGAAAAACAAAAAGCUGUGUCAAGUGCUAAACUGAUUUUUAAGUUGUUAUCUAUUUUUUAACUUUUAAAGAUAAAGUUUGCUUGGGAAUUUAGGGGUAUCAAUUCUACUUUAUCAUUCUUUUACCUAUCA